This is a messenger RNA of Haliotis rubra (blacklip abalone), 5489 nucleotides long. RefSeq names its product membrane-bound transcription factor site-1 protease-like. Gene Ontology annotation, molecular function: serine-type endopeptidase activity. The record is from RefSeq and is a predicted model, not a curated record. Gene Ontology annotation, biological process: proteolysis. The transcript is spliced from 29 exons. NCBI's taxonomy places the organism in Eukaryota, Metazoa, Mollusca, Gastropoda, Lepetellida, Haliotidae. Bases 459 to 3734 code for a protein of 1091 amino acids. Gene Ontology annotation, cellular component: Golgi apparatus.
GGAAAUAAAACUAUGGAAGAAGACUUAGUUGAAUAGAGCAUGAGAAAUGUAUCGAUAAUUGUCUUUGUUUACAAUUUUCGACCGAACGCCGGUGGUCAGUUUACUUCAGCUCUACUGACUGGUUGAAAAUGCUAUCUCUGCUCUCACCAUGGUGACAUAAAGAAUAUAAGCACCAACUUACUGUAAAUUACCAUCUGCUGUUUGCCACUUUUACAAUAGGACCAUGACAAAGUAAAAGGGACAGUUGUGUGUAUGUGUGCAGUAUAUUCAGCACACAUGAUGCUGCUGAACUCAAAGGUGUUUACUAAAAAGUGAAUGACGUACAAGUAUGUCCAAAUAGUAAUGAUGUUUCAAUGAAUCGGAUAAAAAGUUUGGCAUGAAACUGAGAGGAAAAUUAAAAUUUCCCGCAACUUGGUGAUGAUGUACGGAGUGAUGUGCCUUGUUUGGCUUGGAUUGAAAUGGUGAAGCCAGCCAUGAGUGUCCGCAACCCAAGGAUGGUGCUGCUGCUGCUGACAGCAGUGUUACAGCUGAUGCAGAACGCGGACUGUAACUUGCUGGAGAAAGUCACCCAGGCCUCCGUCAAGUGCAACAUGACAUCUUCCGUACCACUUCACAGAAUACAUGCAGAAUUUAGCAGCGCCAUUGUUGAUAAUGAAUACAUUGUAUCUUUCAAUGGAUACUUCAAGAGCUCUGCCAGGAGAAGGUUUAUAACAGCUGCUCUUCAGGAAUCUGGAAUAUCAUCAUGGAAGAUAAUUCCACGCAUCAAUCCUGCAAACGAACAUCCAAGUGAUUUUGAUGUUGUCAUGCUGAAAGACCAGAAUGGAGAAGGUGUUGAAGCUUUGACAGAUCACCCUCUUGUUAAAACUGUCACUCCACACAAGAAAGUCACAAACGCUAAAGUUUCUACCAGACUGUCAUGCUGUUGUCAUGUUAUGUCCCCAGCUGAGGACGAGCCCCACAGCGACAGUACAUCAGAGCCCAAGACAGGCUCCCCGUGUAAUGGCAGCAGGAAGUGUAGUGGUAGCAGCAAGGACUGGACUCAGUCCUUUCACUCAUCUCGGCCACAAAACAGGAAUAGCUUGUCACUGGGAGCAGCAUAUUGGCAUGGGCCAACAAGGCACCGGUCAAGGAAUUUGAUGAGAUCUGUACCAAAGCAGAUUGUUAGUGCUCUCCAGUCUGAGAUUCUUUGGAACAUGGGAUUCACUGGCGCUGGCGUCAGGGUUGCUAUAUUUGAUACUGGACUGGCAUCAGAUCAUCCUCACUUCAAAAAAGGGAAGGUCAAGGACAGGUCAAAUUGGACAAAUGAAAAGACAUUAGAUGAUGGCCUCGGACAUGGAACGUUUGUGGCAGGUGUUAUUGCCAGCUCCCAGGAAUGUCUUGGCUUUGCUCCAGAUGCAGAUAUUUUUGUUUUUAGAGUUUUUACUAAUAAUCAGGUUUCCUAUACCUCAUGGUUUCUGGAUGCCUUUAACUAUGCUAUACUUAAGAAGAUCAACGUCCUCAAUCUCAGCAUCGGGGGACCAGACUUCAUGGAUCAUCCCUUUGUUGACAAGGUGUGGGAGCUGACAGCGAACAAGGUGAUCAUGGUGUCAGCUAUAGGGAAUGAUGGCCCUCUCUAUGGAACGUUGAACAAUCCCGCUGACCAGAUGGAUGUAAUCGGUGUAGGUGGAAUCAACUUCGACCACCAAAUAGCGCGCUUCUCAUCUCGAGGCAUGACCACAUGGGAACUCCCUGCUGGCUACGGACGUAUGAAGCCUGAUAUUGUCACCUAUGGCUCGGCUGUUCGGGGAUCAGCUCUGAAGGGUGGAUGUCGAUCUCUGUCUGGAACAAGUGUGGCAUCUCCUGUUGUUGCAGGGGCAGUAACUCUUCUUGCAAGUGCUGUACUGGACCGGGCUGAUGUUGUCAAUCCAGCCAGCAUGAAGCAAGCCCUGAUGGCUUCAGCACGGAGACUGCCAGACUUCAACAUGUUUGAGCAGGGUUAUGGCAAACUGGAUCUGCUCCGAGCAUACCAGACCCUCACCACCUACAAACCACAGGCCAGUUUGAGUCCAAGCUACAUUGACCUAACCGAGUGUCCCUACAUGUGGCCCUAUUGUACACAGCCCAUCUACUAUGGAGGCAUGCCCGUCAUUGUAAACGUGACAAUCUUGAAUGGAAUGGGAGUUUCAGGAAAGAUAGUAGAUAAGCCGAAGUGGGAGCCGUAUACGCCUCAGUUUGGCAGCCACAUUGAAGUGGCAUUCUCCUACUCACCUGUGUUGUGGCCAUGGUCGGGGUUCCUGGCUGUGUCUGUAACUGUGUCUAAGAAUGCUGCAACAUGGGAAGGCAUUGCUCAGGGGCAGAUAACCCUUACAGUGGAAUCUCCAGCAGAGAGUGAAGAAAAAGAUGUGAGGCAGUCAACGGUGAAACUACCGAUCAGGGUGAAAAUCAUUCCCACCCCUCCACGAAGCAAACGUAUCCUGUGGGAUCAGUACCAUAAUCUCCGCUACCCUCCAGGAUACUUCCCUCGAGACAAUCUCAGGAUGAAGAAUGAUCCACUUGACUGGAACGGGGACCACAUUCACACCAACUUCAAGGACAUGUACCAGCAUCUGAGGAGCAGUGGCUACUUCGUAGAGGUUCUUGGUUCACCAUUCACAUGUUUUGAUGCUAGUCAGUAUGGAACUCUGUUGAUUGUUGAUGCUGAGGAGGAGUAUUUCCCUGAAGAGGUGACCAAGUUGAAGCGGGACAUUGACCAGGGACUGUCAGUCAUCGUGUUUGCUGACUGGUACAAUGUCUCUGUCAUGAAGAAGGUCAAAUUCUACGAUGAAAAUACCAGACAGUGGUGGAUGCCAGACACUGGUGGUGCUAAUAUUCCAGCCAUUAAUGAUCUGCUGUCACCCCUUGGAAUGGCAUUCAGUGAUCAAGUGUAUGAAGGAGACUAUACAGUAGGAGAUCAUGACAUGUACUAUGCAUCUGGCACCAGUAUAGCCAAAUUUCCUGAUGAAGGGGUUCUAGUGCUGCAGUCUUUGAAAAAUCAAGGUUAUGAGGUGUUGAAGGGAGACACCAAGAUGACAGACAGUGUACCGGUGCUGGGGCUGCAUCAGACAAAGACUCCAGCCGGGAGUGGAGGUCGGGUUGUGCUGUAUGGAGACUCCAACUGCCUGGAUACCAGCCACAUGCAGAAAGACUGUUUCUGGAUGUUGAGUGCUCUGUUGGAGUAUACAGCCUACAACACCUUGCUGCCAAUCUUCUCCAACCAGGAAAAGAUCUCUCUGUCCAUGGCGAUUGAUCUUCCAGAGAGAAUGGAAGGAAAUCAUCUACAUCGGUACUCAAAGGUGCUGGAGGGACAUCUUGGUACUGCCCGUCAUCGCCCCCUGCCGACAUGUCCACAUUUGGUGUGGGCUCCGCCUCAUCCGCUCAAUAAGUCCGCACCAUCUAACCUGUAUCAGCAUCAGAAGCUGAUGUUCAUUGAGCUCGAGCCCCCUCUGCCCCCAGUGAAGGGGAAAGAUAAUCUACUGAACCCGAUCGUGGGGAUAAAAGACAAGCCCGGGUUUAUAGCCGAUCCCCAAUAUGGGGGGCCACAUGUCGUACAGGACACAUCAAAUGUGUUUCCAGUAUUAGCUUUUCUCAGCACUGGACUUGUUGUGCUUUUUUUGUUGAAUCAAUAUUACCGAAGUCGGUCCCGGCCGAAACGGAAACGUCCUCGACCUCGCAAGCUGCAGCAGCUUAUAUACGGAGCUAAAGUGCCAGGAGUAUGAUGAAGUAAGGGGUGUGUCAAAAGCUUGCAUAGAAUGUUUUCAUGGAUGUUUUGGGAGGACAAUCUCCUAUAGCUAUUUUGAUGGAAAGGAGUCCAAGAUAUGUUCCCAAGUGAAAUGCAAACAUUUGACAUGACCCCUUGUAGCCCUGAGCCAGAGGUUGAUGUUGAAGCCAUGUUGUUAUUGUUGAAUGAAUCGACAGGAAUAUCAGAACCGUUGAACUAUUUCUUUCUCACAGUGCUGAAGCAACAGACACUAUUUGACAAAUCAAACUAUUUCUAAACCUCCCUGUUCCUUCCAUGUUCUACUGCCAUUACCUGUGUUCCCGGCUGCAAACUUACAACACUAACGUUUGAUGAUAAACGACCUCCUGUUUGGUGUGGACUGUUACACCUUGGGUUAGGAAGAUCUGAUUCACAAGAGAUGUAUGACAGGCAAGAUGACAUUUGUGUCGGGGGAAGAUGACAUUUGUGUUCUCAGAGAGACAUACAUUUUGGAGUUCUUUGGUAACAUGGUGUGCUCUUGGCAAUGUCCAGAUCAUGCUUUGAACAUGUGGAGUGCAUUUAGUAGUUUGGGCAUUGCUUUAUUUGAUUCUGAGUGUGGUUUAUAGUGUGGGUAAAAUGAUAGUGUGAAAGUUUCAUGUACAAGACACUGAAGGAACAGAAAACUGGCUUCUCGGAGGAAAUCACAUGAAUCCCCGCAUUCAUGCAUUAGUGGUAGCAGUAUUUUGAAAGGCUAAUUUGGGGGUAUAUGAGAAUUGUGGAUCAUCAGUACAGGAUAUGGUUGUGGGCAGUUCCUGUGGAUUAGUUCCAUGACCAUCCAUCAGAUCAUCAUCAUCAUCUUCUUCAUCAUCUCUCAUUGUCAAGAGAGAGGAGACCAGCGGAUCACUGAGACUGAUGAUUUUAGAAGGAACGUCCAACGUGUGGAGGAAGUCGACCUACGUCAUCAGAAGACAUCUGAAUCAGUAGAACAUCAAUGUUCCCAGUGACUGCUGUUUCCCAUCAAAGGUCACAUUUGCAUUAACUAGAGUUCAGCUUGUAUCACUGUAGGACUUUUAUCAGUGUUAAUACACAAAAGCAUGUCAUUUUCAGCAAAACUACAAUCCUCAAACUCACAGGAACUUCACUAACGUGUUCAGACUCCACUUACAAUUGUGGCGGUUAGAUUGCCUGAGAGUCGGAUAUCAAACACAUAAUGUGUUUCCAAAGAAGAAUAACUGGACUUUUAACAUUGGAAUUAACAUGGGGAACCCCACUACCAGAUUUAUCUGAGGACUAUCAACUUACCCAUGUUUGUGUAUGCAAUAAGUAUUGUAUUUAAUCAUGUGCACAAGACAUUUCUGACAAGGUAUGAGGUGACAACAGUGUCACAUCUAUAAAAAAUGUGAUAUCUUAUUUAUAGGUGUUGUGUGCGGCAACAUAUAUUGUACAUAGUCGACUAGAAAAACAGCCUUCAUGUUCAUGUGGUCGUGUGUUGUGGAUGUUGUGGGGUAUAUGGUAACAGUUUAAUACCUAGGUGAGAUUAGGGCUUGCCAUUUUAGUUUACAAAUUUGAUUGUGAUUUCAGUUUGUACAGGGUCGUUCAACUGUUUUUAAUGUUUCAUUAACAAGGGAGGUGUAGAUGAUCUUGGAGAAAAUGUCAUGAUGUGGUAUUGAGGUACAAGAACUACUUAACUCAAUGUAGGUAAUAUACUAUUCACACUUUGCUAAGGAUCAAAUCAUGCAUUCAACAGAAAACUGAUAUGGGGUCAAAUUUGGUU